GCGGUGGAACAUGUAAAUGCACGACUUCGUGAACUAUAUCCUGAUGAUGAAGAGCUGUUUGAUAUUGUGCUCAUGACUAACAAUCAUGCCCAAGUGGGAGUGAGACUUAUCAACAGCAUUAACCACUACGGUCUUCUAAUUGAACGGUUUUGUAUGACUGGAGGAAAGAGUCCCAUCGGGUACCUGAAAGGAUACCUUACCAAUCUGUAUCUUUCUGCUGACUCUGAAAAAGUCCAGGAAGCCAUAGAAGCAGGAAUUGCUGCUGCCACUUUAUUUUCUGGAAACAAGAAUGUGCCUUAUGAUGAUAAACAACUCCGAGUAGCCUUCGAUGGAGAUGCUGUUCUUUUUUCUGAUGAGUCGGAAAUCAUUGUGAAAGAACAUGGCCUGGAUAGAUUUUUUGAGCAUGAGAAGAUCCAUGAGAAUACACCUCUGGCAAAGGGUCCUUUGAAAUGUUUCCUGGAAGACCUUGGAAGGCUCCAGAAGAAGUUUUACCUCAAGAACGAACGGUUGGACUCGCCAGUCAGGACUUAUCUGGUGACAGCCAGGAGUGCUGCCAGCUCUGGAGCUAGAGUGCUGAAGACUCUUCGGAGCUGGGGAGUGCAGAUUGACGAAGCCCUCUUUCUCGCAGGGGCACCCAAGGGUCCGAUCUUGGCAAAAAUCAGGCCUCACAUUUUCUUCGACGAUCAGAUGUUUCACAUUGAAGGAGCACAGCAGCUGGGCACUAUUGCUGCGCAUGUACCGUAUGGCAUUGGACAGAAGUACCACAAAUCCAAACUGAAAGAGGACCCAGCCAAAAAUUAGUUCCCUUUACCUUGACCAUAAAUUUGCUAUUAAGUUUAAUAUUUCCACAUGUGGGUUUCUAUCAAGACUAUAUUGAUGGGGGUGGGGGUCACAUUUUGAUAUUCACAUUCUUGCACAAACAAUAAAACACGUUAAAUGCUGCAAAGUUUAUUUGUUUUUAGACAACAUUUCUAGCUUUGACUAAUGUUGGGAAAUAAAGCUAUGAAAUUUGUACAGCACAGUGCAAAGUUUAAUAAACAAUCGUUUCCCAUAAACUAUAA
Thamnophis sirtalis is the source of this 1061-nucleotide messenger RNA. NCBI's taxonomy places the organism in Eukaryota, Metazoa, Chordata, Lepidosauria, Squamata, Natricidae. The record is from RefSeq and is a predicted model, not a curated record.